GCCGCCAUGAAUGCUUCUUUGCUUCUUUCACACCCAUCUUCUCCCUCUUUCUUCUAGCUUCUCAUUCAUUCCUUCAUCAUUUAAUGAUUCAUGAUACUGACCUACCAAGCAAAGUAAGCCAACCCACAAAAGAAAAAAAAGGCUUUCAAUUCAACUGGGGCUUCCAUGAAUGCCGUGUUGCUUGCAUGCCACACCUCGGAAUCACUCUCGUCUUUUCACAAGCUUCCGCCUUUCCUUCUCCUCUGAUCACCUUCAACGCCAUGCCGGUGUUCGAAGCUUUCAGGAGGAUCAAACGUUUCAGGCCGUUCGAACCGUCUCUGGGUGUUUUGGGUUUUUCCGCCCUCGCUGCUUUUGUUAUUCUUUCAUUCUUCUGUUUGGAUUACAGAGAUUUCACUGGACGCUUCGGGAUUUCGGGUCGGUCCCAGAGGAGACUUCCAUGGGUACAGAUGAAUAAGUCAGAACAAGAACAGAGAGUUGAAUUUCUUGGAGAAAAAGGUGGUGAUUGUGAUUUAUUUACUGGAAGCUGGGUCUGGGACGAGAACUAUCCUUUGUAUCAGUCAAAUAACUGUACCUUCCUCGAUCAAGGAUUCCGCUGUUCUGAAAAUGGACGACCCGAUUUGUUUUACACCAAAUGGAGAUGGCAACCCAGAGACUGUAACUUACCCAGAUUUAAUGCAACAUUGAUGUUGGAAAAACUGAAAAACAAACGGCUAGUGUUUGCUGGGGAUUCAAUUGGGAGAAACCAAUGGGAGUCACUGUUAUGCAUGCUGUCUUCUGGAGUAGCCAACAAAGAAUCAAUCUAUGAAGUGAAUGGCAAUCCAAUCACAAAGCACAAAGGGUUCUUGGUGUUCAGAUUCAAAGACUAUAACUGCACUGUAGAAUACUACAGAGCUCCAUUUCUUGUUCUGCAGAGUCGCCCUCCUGCUGCAGCUCCUGAAAUGAUUAGGACAACACUAAAAUUAGAUACAAUGGAUUGGAACUCAUGGAGAUGGAGAGAUGCUGAUGUUCUGGUUCUUAACACAGGGCACUGGUGGAAUUAUGAUAAGACCAUCAGAGGGGGUUGUUAUUUCCAACAAGGUUCGGAAAUUAAGUGGGAUAUGAGAGUAGAAGAUGCGUUUCAGAGGUCCAUCAAGACUGUGUUGAAGUGGGUACAAGAAGCAGUAAACCCGAACAAGACCCAGGUGUUCUUCCGUACCUAUGCCCCUGUACAUUUCAGAGGAGGGGAUUGGAAGAAAGGUGGAAACUGUCAUCUUGAAACACUGCCAGCGUUAGGAUCCACCUCAAUGGUGCCUAAUGAUAACUGGUCACAAUUCAGAAUAGCCAAUGCUUUGUUAUCAUCAUCAUCUACAAACACAAGCACUACUGGAAAUGGAAUUAUGAAUCUGAAGGUAUUGAAUAUAACCCACAUGACAGCCCAGAGAAAAGAUGGGCAUUCAUCUCUCUAUUAUCUUGGCCAUGGUGUAGGGCCCGCCCCUCGUCGACGUCAAGAUUGCAGCCAUUGGUGCCUCCCUGGUGUUCCUGAUGCAUGGAAUGAGCUGCUCUAUGCACUUUUCCUUAAACAUGAAGCUUCUCAACAUUCACAGGUAUAUGAUUCGCAGAGAGAGCCUUCAAAUUGCAAACAGUGAUUUUAAAAACAGAGGCAAAGGUCUCGGAAGAUUUUUAUUUAUAGACGUCAAUUUUGG
This is a messenger RNA of Neltuma alba, 1682 nucleotides long. Its product is annotated as protein trichome birefringence-like 11. The coding region runs from base 84 to 1625 and encodes 513 amino acids. NCBI's taxonomy places the organism in Eukaryota, Viridiplantae, Streptophyta, Magnoliopsida, Fabales, Fabaceae. The record is from RefSeq and is a predicted model, not a curated record. Gene Ontology annotation, cellular component: Golgi apparatus. Gene Ontology annotation, molecular function: O-acetyltransferase activity. The transcript is spliced from 5 exons.